AUGGAGCCACAGGAGAAUGCGCAGUCUAUCAGCGCCGAUGAAAUCGCGCUUUAUGACCGACAAAUCCGGCUGUGGGGAGUGCAAGCACAAGAAAAGAUUCGAUCCGCAAACAUCCUUCUCAUUACCGCGAAAGCACUUGCAAAUGAAGUCGCCAAGAACCUCGUACUGGCCGGUAUUGGCUCGCUCACCAUCAUCGACCACCAAGACGUCACAGAAGAAGACCUGGGUGCGCAAUUCUUUGUCGCCGAGGCACAGAAUGAGGGAGAUGUGAUCGGAAAGAAUCGCGCAGAAGUUGCAGGGCCUCAGAUUCGCAAGAUGAACCCGCGCGUCAAGCUCAAUAUCGACACAUCCGACGUGAAAACCAAACAACCCGAGUUCUUCGCUCAAUUCGAUAUCACAAUCGCAACUGAACUUGACUUCGUCACCAAUACAACCAUUAACGCCGCCUGUCGAUUGGCCAACAAGCCCUUCUACGCAGCCGGACUCCAUGGUUUCUACGGAUACGCAUUCGCCGAUCUUAUCAGCCACGACUUCGUGAUCGAGCGCAGCAAGUCCAACCUGAACGCCGGUACUCAAGAGACGCAAACACGCAGCAUCGUCAGCAAAAGCACCAAGACAGAAAACGAUAAGAUCAUCGAGCUAGUCACAAAGCGCGAAGUCUACUCCCCCCUCAUCCUCGCGAACACCUCGCCCCUCCCAGAAGAAUACACUCGUCUUCCGCGCCGGCGCAAACAAGUCACCCCACUCCUCAGCUGUCUGCGCGCAUUAUGGGAAUUUGAGAAAUUGCUUGGGCACCGACCAACCUUUACACAUGAAGACCUGGAGCUAUUCACGAAAUUAUCACGGGACCGACACCAAGAAUUGAAAUUAGAGCCUCUGAUGCUCGAUUCCGUGUUCUUGCGAACUUUCCUACAGAACUUGGGCAGCGAGCUGAGUCCCGUCGCGGCGUUCCUUGGUGGCUCACUGGCACAGGAUGUUAUCAAUGUGCUGUCAGCCAGAGAGCAGCCCUUACAGAACAUUUUGCUCUUCGAUGGGGAGAAAAUGGUUGGCCCGAUCUAUCCGCUUCACCCUUUCUUCCCUGAAGAUCUGGCAGGCGCUGAGAUGGGUGCUGUUCCUCCAGUGAGAAACCCAGUUACAGUUCCUGUGACUGGAGUUGUGGACUUGGAGUAA
Penicillium brevicompactum is the source of this 1170-nucleotide messenger RNA. RefSeq names its product E1 ubiquitin-activating protein AOS1. Gene Ontology annotation, cellular component: SUMO activating enzyme complex; cytoplasm. The record is from RefSeq and is a predicted model, not a curated record. Gene Ontology annotation, biological process: protein sumoylation. Lineage: Eukaryota; Fungi; Ascomycota; Eurotiomycetes; Eurotiales; Aspergillaceae. The coding region runs from base 1 to 1170 and encodes 389 amino acids. Gene Ontology annotation, molecular function: SUMO activating enzyme activity. The transcript is spliced from 4 exons.